Molecule: messenger RNA, 1320 nt
Organism: Arabidopsis thaliana (thale cress)
Lineage: Eukaryota; Viridiplantae; Streptophyta; Magnoliopsida; Brassicales; Brassicaceae
Product: c-Myc-binding protein
Exons: 5
Coding region: 700-1068 (122 amino acids)
Biological process (GO): positive regulation of DNA-templated transcription; regulation of DNA-templated transcription
Cellular component (GO): nucleus
Molecular function (GO): transcription coactivator activity
Source: RefSeq, marked reviewed
UUAAGGAUCAAGGAUGUAUUGUUUUGAACAACCUAAAAAAUACAAAAUCAGCGUAUUUAUCGUUAAUUUCCCACAAUAGAAAAAAAAAAUAUUUAGGUUUGUUUUAGCAAAAUUUUGAGAAAGAGACAACUGAAGCACCAACCGACACAAGUUUUGGAUCUCAAAUUGUGUCUGCGACCGCGUUGUUUCCAACACUUUGAGCAAGGUAAGUCCUACUUUCCGGUUUUGAUUUGAUUUGAUUUUAGAUGUCUUUGGUUUAGUUGUAUUGACAAAUGUAUCGAUUUCGUUUAUGCUAAUUUGUGUUAUGGUUGGAUUGUUUGGCAUCAAAUUUAUGGAUCUAUUGUACUGGAUUUGGAGAAUAAAGAUAGAAUCUUUGAGAUCUCUUGCCAAUUUAUGGCUAUACGCUUAAGAAAAAUCGAAACUUUGAAAAAGUUUGGUAGAGUGGAAUGGUUUUAGGAACUUGGGAGAUGUUUAUGUUUUGUCUUAAUCAAAGCUUGACACUGGUUAUGUGUGAUGAAGUUUAUGUUUUGUCUUAAUCAAAGCUUACCCUUGUAAUUUUGUUAGUUAAAGAGAGAGAGCUUUUAUUCUUUGGAGGAUCUAAAUAGGUCCAAGCUCGUCAUGCAGCUAGGAAAAAGAAGAGGAUUAAUAUACAGUUAUUAGAAACAUUAAAGUUUCUUCUGUGUUUUGUAGAACAAGGAGAUGAUGCGGUACAAAGAGGAGAAAGAGGUGAAGAAGGAAGCUUUCAGGAAGUAUUUGGAGUCAAGUGGAGUUCUUGAUUCUCUUACUAAAGUUCUGGUUUCUCUGUAUGAGCAGAAUGACAAGCCUUCCUCUGCUCUAGAAUUCAUUCAACAAAAGCUAGGUGGUCCAUCAGUCUCUGACUAUGAGAAGCUUCAAGCUGAGAAGUCUGAUCUUCAAAUAAAGUACAAUGAGCUUUUGGCUAAACAUCAGGAAACCCUGAGAGAGUUAAAUGGAGUGAAGAGCUUGCAUUCACGAAACUCUUCAAAAGAUGAUGCAGACAGAGAGACCCUUGAAGCUGAACACACGACCUUAGUCACUCCUCACCACUAACUCUGCACUUACUGUAUAUGUAAUUCCUGUUACUAUCUUCGUUUACAUAUUUACGGCAGUAAAAGAAAAAAAAAGAACAAAAACAAACCACGCAUAGAUGAGUUUUCUAGGCAACAAUGAUUAGUUUCUUUGUUUAAAUUUCCAUUUGCUCUCUUUCAUUCAUCUACAUCACCAGUGUUGUAGAGUUUUUACGUAAUAAUAAAUUCUUUGGUUAACGGUAUCGAAUUGGCCAAUCCAAACCGAAGUCACCCA